AAAAAGGAGCCGCGGACGCUAGACGUCACCGUUUAUAUCAAAACAACCUUUUUGGUCUGAGAGAGAGGUGCAGCCAACGGAGUUUUUAAGCACAGCACAGCUCAGAUACAAUGGCCAACAUAAUCUUUGCAGAGCGGGAAAAUGCAUGUCUUCAUGCACCAACACUCAAGAUGCGACAGCGACUUCAGUCUGCACCAGAGAAACUCUUGAAAUCUCCAAUGACUGCCAAAACCUUAAAGACUCCUCUGCCAUCUGGUCGUAAGGCUUUGGGGACAGUCAACAAAAAAAUCUCAACCCCUGCCAUCAAUGUACAAGAGAAGAAACUCGUAAAGCCACAGGAAACCAAAGUCAAACAUGCUGCUCAGAACAAAGUGGAGGAAUAUCCAGAAAUUGAGAAGUUCAUUCCUUAUGACCCACUAGAGUUUGAGAAGUACAGCAUACCUGAAGAUUUGAUUCCUCUCAGUGGCUUUGCUCUGCCUGGACUGGCUUGUUUCCCACAGGCUCCCCCUCCUUGUGAGGAGGACCUGGAAAUGUUUAAGCCGCUCCCAAACAUGUCACCUGUAAAGAUGCCAAGAAAUUCAGGUUACUGCUCGGAGCUGGAUGCCUUUCUUCAAACACUCGACGAGCUGACCGUUGAACUUCCUCCAGAAUCUAUUACUGACUGAAAAUGAAAGAAUGUUGUUUUUUUUUUGUUUGUUUUUGUUUUUUUACUGAAAUAAAGUGUCUUUUAAUUACCCUU
Molecule: messenger RNA, 739 nt
Organism: Thunnus maccoyii (southern bluefin tuna)
Lineage: Eukaryota; Metazoa; Chordata; Actinopteri; Scombriformes; Scombridae
Gene: pttg1
Product: PTTG1 regulator of sister chromatid separation, securin
Exons: 6
Coding region: 111-665 (184 amino acids)
Biological process (GO): chromosome organization
Cellular component (GO): cytoplasm; nucleus
Source: RefSeq, a predicted model, not a curated record